This is a messenger RNA of Aedes albopictus (Asian tiger mosquito), 686 nucleotides long. RefSeq lists its product as uncharacterized. Gene Ontology annotation, cellular component: membrane. The transcript has 3 exons. Gene Ontology annotation, biological process: tissue regeneration; cell adhesion. NCBI's taxonomy places the organism in Eukaryota, Metazoa, Arthropoda, Insecta, Diptera, Culicidae. The coding region runs from base 135 to 638 and encodes 167 amino acids. The record is from RefSeq and is a predicted model, not a curated record.
UGUUAUAGCAGAGUACAUAGUUUAAGGACGAAUAAAGCAAUUGUAUCGAUUCGAAUCGGUUCAUCUCCAUUGAACACGAUUCCUAGUGAAGUUACUUCCGAGGCGAAAAUUGAAGAUUCAUCGUUCAUAACAGCAUGCUUCAGCCGAAAAAACAAACCAUGGUAAGCCAAUCCGUAAUGAUCACGUCUCCGAAGAAAGUGCCGAAAACACUGACGCUUCCACCAAGUCCACCCUCACCGGCCACCCCUCCGCCAGCCAACGGGUCCUUCUACAGCGAGUCGGACUACGACCUGAGGUUCGCCUACCAGAACUAUGACCUGUAUCGAAGUGUUAUUGAAAUCGCUCUGACCGUGUCGUUCUUGGCGGCUACAACCAACCAGUUGCGGUUGCUGAUAAGCUUUCGCGAGUCGCAGGGUUUCAUUGUCAGUACCGUUCUGGUCACUUUGUCGCUGAUGAUGCAGCUGGUGAUUGCGAUCAUUGUGGUGACAAUUGCGGUGAACGAUCAUUAUCGGUGGAUCAAGCUGAAAGCGGCCACUGCCAUGGUGGCCAUCCUGCUGACGGUGGUGAACGUGGUGAUUCCGUUUAUAAUCAACUUCGAGCACUCACAUGUAGAUUUCGGUAGAAUUUAUCCACACUGAUGAUGGUGCUGUGUACUGCAUAGUUGAAGGGAUUAGGAAAGAAGCUAA